Messenger RNA from Oncorhynchus masou masou (cherry salmon), 876 nucleotides. It is a transcript of the gene endou2, whose product is annotated as endonuclease, polyU-specific 2. The transcript has 6 exons. Bases 1 to 876 code for a protein of 291 amino acids. The record is from RefSeq and is a predicted model, not a curated record. NCBI's taxonomy places the organism in Eukaryota, Metazoa, Chordata, Actinopteri, Salmoniformes, Salmonidae. Gene Ontology annotation, molecular function: RNA endonuclease activity.
AUGAUUGAAGCUGACCGAGAGCUAUCAGCCAUGGUGCAGGAUAUAUGGGAUAAAGAUGUCAACAGACUGAAACCAGGGACAGACUACCGGAUCUCUCUGCAGGGGAAAGCUGGGCUUGUGAAUGCUGACAUGAAUGAUGACAUGAAUGAUGACAAUGAUGGAGCCGGAUAUCCUCUGUUCUCAUUUGUCGAUGAACGCAUUUUCAAAAAGGAGUCUUUCUUAGCCUUUAUCUCUCUACUGGAUAACUAUGAAAGUGAUACGGGUGAGCCUGAGAUUGUAACCCCAGAGGAGGAAGCAGAAAACCACAAGUUUCUGGACUGCAUGCUUCGAACGCCCACCAUGAAGAUUGCACAUAAGUACCUAGUAGAGAAACAGCUCUCCCCAGAGGGAUUACCGGAAUUCAAGAAGCAGCUCUACCGUAUCUGGUUUGAGCUGUACGCCAGACGAGGAGCUAGCAAGCCAGACUCCUCAGGGUUUGAGCAUGUCUUUGUCGGAGAGACCAGAGGGGGCCGCACAGUCAUCGGCUUUCAUAACUGGAUUCAGUUGUAUUUGCAAGAAAAGCUGGGACACAUUGAUUACAAAGGCUACAGUGUGAACGCAAAUUCCCCCCAGCCUGACGAGAACAAGCAUAUCCUGGCACUACAGUUCAGUUGGAAGAAUGGAAUUAAACCCAAAGGCAGCAUCUUCGUUGGUGUCAGUCCUGAAUUUGAGUUUGCCCUUUAUACCCUGUGUUUCCUGGUCUCACCCAAUGAGCGUGUCAAAGUGUUCUUCAGUAUCUAUGAGGUGGAUAUUGUCUGUCACCACUACAACCAGAAGCAUAUUGGCACAACUUACCCUGUUCUUGUGAAAUAUCAAAAUGAACCAAAAAAACAAUAA